AUAAAUGACAUUUUUAGUGUCAAAUGUUUUUAGUACAAUUUUUGUUGCUUCUAUUAUCAUUAAUAUUUAGAGCGGUAGCUGAAGAUCUCUACUAUUUUCCAUAUAGACAAAAAAUCGGAUUUUGUAAUAAAGGAUAUACCUUUGGUAGCGAAAAUGUAUUGGAAAAUCCAUGGUACCUUUUACUCUUUAUAAUUCUAGGUCUCAUCUUUAUUCUUGUAUUUUUAGGUCUGUUGAAAGGUUUAAUAGGUCUGUGCUGUUCAAGAUACAUUGGCGAGUAUGGAUUGGGCAUUCUGAUAGAUUUGCCUAGACCACUUGACAAAUAUCAAGAAAAGGAAUACAGGGAUAUCCCUGUCACGUAUGAUCCUGACGGAUGGCCGGUUGACCCCAAUACAGGACAAAGAACCGUAAAAACAAUGUCAACAAAAACGGAGUUUUUUCUGAACGUGAUCUUUUUCUUGGCUUAUCCUUUAGCCAUAUGUCUACAAAUUUGUGGUGUUUGCUGUUGUAUAAAACCACCCGAGUACGGUGUAACCGAACAGUCUUGCUAUAAUUCACUAAAUAUGGUAACGAUCAAUGAAAGGAUUAAAAGGAAGAAUAACUAUUACAAAUGUGGACAGAACCUUGAUAUCUACAGAGAUGAAGAUAUGAAAGAAGAACAAGACACCUACUAUGUUAUAGACCAAAUGAAAAAAAGUCAAACAUCUCUUCAUGUAGGGUUUUGAUUUGUUUUAUUUUAUAGGAAUAAUCCAUGAGGUUAAAUGUAUUUAAGGCUUUUCAAUACAUGUAAUUUUGGUA
Molecule: messenger RNA, 795 nt
Organism: Diabrotica balteata
Lineage: Eukaryota; Metazoa; Arthropoda; Insecta; Coleoptera; Chrysomelidae
Source: the annotation of a GenBank genome assembly